Messenger RNA from Python bivittatus (Burmese python), 665 nucleotides. It is a transcript of the gene KRTCAP2, whose product is annotated as keratinocyte associated protein 2. NCBI's taxonomy places the organism in Eukaryota, Metazoa, Chordata, Lepidosauria, Squamata, Pythonidae. The record is from RefSeq and is a predicted model, not a curated record. Gene Ontology annotation, biological process: protein N-linked glycosylation.
GUCAAGGGCCUCCUGGAUAUUGUGGCACUGUGGGUAAGGCAAGUCAGAUGGGGGAGGGGGGCACCUCGCCAUGUCAUUACCCAGAAUCCCCCAAACUGGUGCCUUCCAGAGACGUUGGACUAUACUCUCCAUCAUUCCCACCCAGUACUGUUUCCCUGCUGUCAGCACAGGAAUAUCCCUGGUGCUCUCCUCCCUCCUGUCCCUCCUGCUCUUCACCGGCAUGCAGAUGUACAGCCGCCAACUUGCCUCCAGCGAAUGGCUCACCAUCCAGGGUGGCCUCUUGGGGUCAGCCCUGUUCAUUUUUUCCUUAACCGCCUUCAACAACCUCGAAAACCUGAUUUUCGGCAAAGGGUUCCAAGCGAAGGUCUUUCCUGAAAUUAUUUCCUGUCUCCUGUUAGCCCUUUUUGCAUCAGGACUGAUUCAUCGAGUCUGUGUCACCACUUGCUUAAUCUUCUCCAUGGUCGCCCUCUACUACAUUCACAAGAUCUCCUCCACGCUCUACCAAAUGGCCACGCCCGUCCCCGUGCCAGCGAAGAUGGUCAGCAAAAGCCGGAAGAGGAAUUGACAACGGAAAACCCCCCUAACCUCUCCGAUUUCCAAGGGGUGGAAAAAUGCCAUUUCUUGCUUAAUGAAAUUCAAUAAAUCUCUCAGUUUUUUUAGCAAAA